AUGGUGAGCCUCCUCAGUGUUCCAGAGCCGUUCAAGAACGGCGCUGCGGCCGGGAUCUCGGUGGGAUGCACGGUUGCGCUUUUUAACCAGAUCGAUACGCUCAAGAUCCGGUGGCAGGUCUACAGCGGCAAAGACACGCUUGCGGGCUUGCUCCGCACGGUGCUUCGCGAGGAGGGCUACUGGAAGGGGCUGCACCGGUCCGGGUUGAUCUGCAACAGUUGCAGCAUGGGGUCGGCGAGCGCCAUCCGCAUGGGCCUCUACCCCUGGUUCCGGGAGCAGGCCGUCCGGCUGUCAGGAGCCGAGGAAAAAAAUGCAGCGCACAUGUUUCUUGCCGGGCUGCUACCGGGAGGCAUUGGCUACUUCUUCGCGUCGCCGCUGUACCAGGCGAAAAACCGUAUCCAGGCGGAGAACGGGCUGCUUUGCAGAGAGACCGGAAUUCUGCUCACCGGCGCGCGAAAAGGGCAGCCACCGCAGUACCACGGCGUCGUGCACUGCCUCCGCUGCAUUAUCCAGGAAAAGGCGCUUUUUCGCGGUGCGUCCGCGAUGGUCGGCCGCGGCGCGGCACUCACAGCGGGGCAGAUGCUGGGUUACGAUGGAUUGAAAACGUACAGCUUGCGGCACGACCUGGCUGCCGAGGGCCCGGCGCUGCACGUGGUUGCAAGUUUGUCUUCCGCGUUUUUCGCUGCUGCUUGUUGCAUGCCGUUUGACCAGGUGCUAGUGCGGUACCAGACGUUGCGCGACAAGCACAGUUCCGGGAUAUCAAACUGCGUCCGCUCGCUGUGGCGCGAGGAGGGUGUGCGUGGUUUCUACCGUGGGUGGCUGCCGCUGUUCUCCCGCUUCGGGAUCAUAUUCUGCAUCUACAUGCCAGCGUAUGAACAACUGCGUGCACGAGUUUUUUCUAUCGGGUACUUCAAGUAGAUGAAGCUGAGCAGACGUCCGAAAAAGCAACAAGGAGCGCGCGAAAGGAGACCGACGGGUGCGGAACGGGGCCACUCCGCGGAACGGGGAUGUUGGGAGCGAACCCAUGCCCGACGACGCGGUUUGGCCUUUUGUGGUUCAGGGACAAGAGUUUGGCAACAUUGGUUGGGCGCGCGGGGUUACAUCUGAUCAUGUACAGGUGGAUCGCAUGGAUGUGUACGGAUUGAAAAUUCUGCGCAGGUGGAAGUUCUUCUCGUUGCGCCACUAAUUCGUUCUUGGACGUGCAAGAAGCACUGCCUUAUUUUAAGAUUGCCUUGUAGAAGAU
Molecule: messenger RNA, 1243 nt
Organism: Amoebophrya sp. A120
Lineage: Eukaryota; Dinophyceae; Syndiniales; Amoebophryaceae
Source: the annotation of a GenBank genome assembly